This is a messenger RNA of Myxocyprinus asiaticus (Chinese sucker), 2574 nucleotides long. Its product is annotated as extracellular calcium-sensing receptor-like. Lineage: Eukaryota; Metazoa; Chordata; Actinopteri; Cypriniformes; Catostomidae. The coding region runs from base 1 to 2574 and encodes 857 amino acids. Gene Ontology annotation, cellular component: membrane. Gene Ontology annotation, biological process: G protein-coupled receptor signaling pathway. The transcript has 6 exons. Gene Ontology annotation, molecular function: G protein-coupled receptor activity. The record is from RefSeq and is a predicted model, not a curated record.
AUGGCACAGAGGACAAUGUCACUGCUGCUAUUGCUGUUGGUAGUGCAUGGCGAGUUUAUCUCUGUCCCAGCGAAGGUCUGCAGACUACUAAGCCAGCCUGCCCUCCCAAUACUUUCUGCCGAAAGAGACAUCAACAUUGGGGCAAUUUUCUCACUCCACACAAGUGCUGUGCUAAAGAUGCAUCCUUUCACUUCCAAACCAGAGCCAUCAACGUGCGUCAGCUUCAGUUUGCGUGAGUUUAAAUUUGCUCAGACACUGAUUUUUGCCAUUGAGGAGAUUAAUAACAGCACACAACUGUUGUCUGAUAUUUCUUUGGGCUAUAAGAUAUAUGAUGCCUGUAAUACUGUAGCCCAGGCUAUCCUCUCAGGCAUGGCUUUGAUGAAUGGUAAUGACGAGACUUUGAGUAAUGAGUCCUGCUUUAGACCACCAACUGUUCUUGCCAUUGUUGGAGAAUCAAACUCCUCUCCCACCAUGGGCCUGGCCUCUGUAGUAGGCCCAUUCAGCAUCCCUCUUAUCAGUCAUUUUGCCACAUGUGCAUGUCUGAGUGACAAAAAAAGAUAUCCAUCCUUCUUCAGAACAAUACCCAGUGAUUAUUACCAAAGUAGAGCACUGGCUCAACUAGUCAAGCACUUUGGCUGGACCUGGGUUGGGACAGUCAGGAGUCGUAAUGACUAUGGUAACAAUGGCAUUGCUGCAUUUGGAACAGCAGCUCAACAAGAGGGGAUUUGUAUUGAAUACUCAGAGGCCAUAUUAAGAACCGAUCCACAAUCACAGCUCCUGAAGACAGUGGAAGUGAUAAAGAAGGCCACCUCCAGGGUGGUUCUGGCCUUUAUGUCAUUGGGAGAUAUUUUCCCCCUUAUGAAAGUAAUUGCACAACAGAACAUCACAGGGCUGCAGUGGGUUGGCAGUGAAUCCUGGAUCACUUCUCGAAUUCUUGCAGAAACAAAGGAAUAUAGAUUUCUCACCGGAGCUGUGGGCUUUGCUGUAGCGAAUGCAAAACUUGAUGGCCUGCGAGAGUUUCUAGUGAAUAUACACCCUGAUCAACAACCAAAGAAUGAACUUUUAAAAGAAUUCUGGGAAACAGCAUUUCAGUGCUCUUUCAGAAACAGCAGGAGUGGUAAAGUUGGCUGUACUGGCUCAGAAAGCUUGGCAGAGCUGCAAAUUGAAUAUACUGAUGCAUCAGAGCUGCGAAUAGCAAGUAAAGUGUACACGGCAGUAUAUGCUAUCGCACAUACACUACAUAACAUAUUGAAAGACUUAAAAUCCUCCACCAACAGAAGCAAAGGAGAGUGGGCUACACCACAAAAGGUGCUGGAGUAUAUGAGAGAUGUCAACUUCUCUGCCAAAACAGGUGAGAAAAUAUUCUUUGAUGCAAGUGGUGAUCCAAUGGCAAGAUAUGACCUGGUGAACUGGCAGCCUGCUGAGAAUGGAGGUCUGCAGUUUAAGCAUGUUGGCAUUUAUGACAGCUCACUGCCUUCAAAGCAAUGCCUUCAAGUUGAUCAGGAACACAUUGUAUGGGCAGGGAACAGUGGACAGUUGCCUGUGUCCGUGUGCAGUGACAGCUGCCUUCCUGGCACUAGGAAGGCUAUUCAGAAAGGAAGGCCUGUCUGCUGUUAUGACUGUAUUCCAUGUGCAGAGGGAGAAAUCAGUAAUGAGACAGAUUCUAGUGACUGCUUUCCUUGUGAUUUGGAGUAUUGGUCAAAUGAAAGCAAAGACCGUUGUGUGUUAAAAGUGGUUGAAUUUCUUUCCUAUACAGAAAUCAUGGGGACAGUGCUUUCUAUUUUUUCAUCCAUUGGGGCAUUAUUAACGACUAUGAUAUAUUUUGUGUUUUAUCUUCAUAAAGAAACACCUGUUGUCAGAGCCAACAACUCAGAGCUGAGCUUCCUGCUGCUCUUCUCACUGGCACUGUGUUUUCUCUGUUCACUUACUUUCAUUGGUCGGCCCACUGAGUGGUCCUGUAUGUUGCGUCACACAGCAUUUGGGAUCACUUUUGUCCUCUGUGUCUCCUGUGUUCUGGGAAAAACAAUAGUGGUGUUAAUGGCCUUCAAGACUACACUUCCAGGAAACAAUGUCAUGAAAUGGUUUGGGCCCUUGCAACAAAGACUAUGCAUUGUUUCCUUAACUUCAAUACAGGUGAUUAUCUGUGUGCUUUGGUUAACGAUAUCCCCUCCAUUCCCAUAUAUGAACUUGAAGCAUUACAGAGAAAAGAUCAUUUUAGAAUGCAGUUUAGGCUCAGCUAUUGGUUUCUGUGCUGUGUUGGGUUAUAUUGGUCUUCUAGCUUUCCUUUGCUUUGUUUUAGCUUUUCUAGCUCGGAAGCUUCCUGAUAACUUCAAUGAAGCCAAGUUCAUCACAUUUAGUAUGCUCAUAUUCUGUGCUGUUUGGAUUACAUUUAUCCCAGCAUAUGUCAGUACCCCUGGAAAAUUCACUGUAGCUGUGGAGAUAUUUGCUAUUUUAGCUUCAAGCUUUGGUUUACUAUUUUGCAUAUUCGCUCCAAAAUGUUACAUAAUUUUGCUAAAACCAGAUAAAAACACAAGGAAACAAAUGAUGGGGAAAUCUGCAUCCAAAACUCUUUAA